Orussus abietinus is the source of this 2556-nucleotide messenger RNA. RefSeq names its product homeobox protein otx5-B (gene otd2). Gene Ontology annotation, molecular function: RNA polymerase II cis-regulatory region sequence-specific DNA binding; DNA-binding transcription factor activity, RNA polymerase II-specific. The transcript has 6 exons. Gene Ontology annotation, biological process: regulation of transcription by RNA polymerase II. NCBI's taxonomy places the organism in Eukaryota, Metazoa, Arthropoda, Insecta, Hymenoptera, Orussidae. The coding region runs from base 1 to 1020 and encodes 339 amino acids. The record is from RefSeq and is a predicted model, not a curated record. Gene Ontology annotation, cellular component: nucleus.
AUGUGGCCGAACAGCCUCGGGGGAAGCUCCGGUUGCAGCGGAAGCGCCGGUGCGACCGAUCUCGGGGGCCUGACGGCCUCCACCGCGUCGCCGCCGGACCUCUUCGGGCCCGGCGGGUUCGGGGCCUCGGCGGCCGGGCCCUACGGGGCCCUCAAGACCAACCCCUACGUCAGCGCCCUCGGGAUGCCCCCCAUCGAGGCGCUCCACUCCACCAUCGGCUACCCCGGGUGCACUCCCGCCGGUGAGUCCUACUACUGUAAUCCGAGGAAGCAGCGCCGGGAACGGACGACCUUUACCAGAGCGCAGCUCGACGUGUUGGAAGGAUUGUUCGCCAAGACAAGGUAUCCCGACAUCUUCAUGCGAGAGGAAGUCGCCUUGAAGAUCAACUUGCCGGAGUCAAGAGUCCAGGUUUGGUUCAAGAACCGACGAGCCAAAUGCCGGCAGCAGCAAAAGCAGCAACAACAGCAACAGGACAAAGCCCCGAGGUCGAAGAAACCCUCCGGAAACCCCGCCAGCAAUCCACCCCCGGGGAAGAGUCCGUCGAUAGCCACCACUCCCACGCCGGCGGCCGCGGUGCCCGCGACCACUCCGCUAAGCGGCGGGACCAGCGGGUCCGCGGCGAGUUCGCCAGCUCUUUUGAGGGAUUCUCCUCAGUACAAGCCGGCAGGGAGCGCCACCGGCUUACUUCUGACGGCUAGCACGACUCCACCGAGCCUGGGCGGAACGGUCUACAGCAGCGGAGGUAGCAGCAACAGCAUCUGGAGUCCGGCGGUGACGGAGGGAGGCGGGGGAUUUCCAGGGGACCAUCAAAGAUUAGCAUGGACGACUACCUCCCAGCAACAGUGUUACCAGAAUUACUCGUCCUACUACACCAAUAUGGAUUACCUAUCGCCUGCAACGCAUCAACUCAACGUUGUGGAUGGCGGGGGCAGUGGACUCGACAAUACAUGGAGUAAAACGAGGGAUGAAAGCGCAUCUUCUUGGUUCUACAAUAGUGCCGGAUGGGGCGAUCGGAAAUGAAGAAUUCUCGGGUCCGCCAGAUCUCAAAAGGCCUAGUAACAUAUCAUCGACAAUAGGAACGACGUCUUUGUCCCGCAAUUCUUGUUGUUAGUCACGUGCAACGCAGUGCCAAAUGUGGCCAAAAGUAUAUCAUAUUUUUCACCGAUUAUUCACUCGCGGGCCUGUAGAAAACAUAUCGAGAGGGGCCCAACCAAGGGGCGGAUCUUCAUUUUAAUGAUCCGAAAGUGCGUUUGUCGUCCUUGCUUCGGCUCACAGAAAAAAGAGAGGAGCCGACGUCACCGGAAGUUAAGAUGGUUGUAUACCUUUUAUAAAAGCGGGAACCUCGUUACUUUACCUUAUGCGAAUUUUUAGUCUUUGCAAAUGACACGGCGCAUAUUAGCUUGCAGACAAAAAUUUGCCGUUUCGGAAAUACUCUGUCCCCUCGCAAGGUGGUUUUGUUGAGCCAUGUUUACCGAUCUCUCUCUCUCUCUCUCUCUCUCCGGACUCGUUUAUUUACAAAGAGCCUUAGUAAGGUGUGACGAUGAGCAACACUGCGAGAUAAAAUGUAAUCGAUGUUAAACGCUGUACGCGUGUCUUUCAAUUCCAGUUGGUCAACGUUUGUUAUCGCAGAGAUGGCCGUUGCUUUGACGUUCCGACGCAUUUUAGAAUUGUGUAGGGAAUCUUAGGUUCUCGUGAAAAUCGAUUUACCCGCUCGUCGGUGGAGCUUGAGCCACCGUACCGUUUUUGGUCGAGAUACUAAUAGAUAUUGGCUAAACAGCGAGUUCCUACCAGAAGCAACAAUUUUCAUGCUGCGAAACGUUGGAACAAAACAUUGAAACCCCUCGCUAAUUAGAACUUGGACCUAGAACACUGCGGAUAAUUUAGUGUCGAAGAUGGCUUUUUCUUCCGAUCAUUAUCGAAGAACUUGUACGAUGUUCCGCUGUCUCCUUUACGUAUGCUACGUCAUCUUUCACUGGUUUCUAGUCAUUACGAGCAGAGCAUUCCGAUCCCCGGAGAGAUCGACCGUAAGUAAAUCACCCGAUUAGAUUUCGAAAUUCGCUCGUUUUAGGCGUAAAGACCGUAAAGGACCGAUACGUCGUUUCGUCUAAUGCCGAUUUAAAGGAAAUCCUUCCCCUUGCAUUAUUCACUUUCUUCGCCAGUUGAAGAUAAAAACUACAAAAAAAGUAUUCGGGAACACUAGCGUAAACGAAACACGUGAAAGGUAAUUCGCAAUCGGCAUGUGAGUAAUGCGCGAAUCUUUCGAAAUGCCCGAAUAGCGUGUCAUUCCGGCGUAACGAUUACGAUGACGAGCUAACGACGACGAGUAUAUUAAAGAGGCCAAAUAUACCAAUACUUGAGUAGAUAAGGUUAGUGUAUAUAAUAUAAAUAAGGAUCUUUACAAGAAGAUAAUCUAGUUAGAUCGAAUUCACGAAGAAACGAAAAUCUUUUAGUCUCCUUUGUGGCGUAACGCGAUUCGUGUACAUACGUUUCGAGGAAUUUCUGUCUGGAUAUGUAAUACGAUUGUCGCGAUGAAUUCGAGUUUCUGUUUACAUCUGA